CCCUCAUGAAAUACUAUCAUUGAGACAAUAUCAUAUAAAAAAACAUAUCUACAAAAGUGUUAGUGUGACAUAUAUCUCAUAGGCCAACAGAAUAAUGUACAUGUUUGGCAUUGGAGAAAUCCUUUUGGCGGUUUUUCUUUUCCUUGCAAUCCAUUAUUGGAGUCUCAAUAGAAACACACCCAUCACAAAAUGGCCUGUGCUUGGAAUGCUACCUGGUCUCUUAUACAACAUGUCCAAUAUCCAUGAUUAUCUAAACUUAGUUUUGAAACAAAAUGGAGGAACUUUCAUUUUUGAAGGACCAUGGUUAACAAACAUGAACAUUCUUUGCACCAGUGACCCCAUGAACGUGCAACACAUCACAAGCACAAAAUUCGAAAACUAUGGGAAAGGAAACGAUUUCAGCGAGAUUUUUGAAAUCCUUGGAGAUGGAAUUUUUAGGUCUGAUUCUCACAUUUGGAAGUACAACAGAACACUACUUCAUUCAAUUUUCAAGAAGGAAAGUUUUCAGGUAUUUAUUCACAAAACCAUUGAGAAAAAACUAUUUAGUGGUCUUCUUGUAUUUCUUGAUCAUGCUUGUAAAAAAGGGAUGCAAGUGGAUUUGCAAGAUAUUUUUCAAAGGUUAACCUUUGACAAUAUAUGUUAUAUAGUUUUAGGAUUUGAUCCUAAUUGUCUUUCUAUUGAACUCCCUGAAAUUGCAUGUGAGAGAGCAUUUACUCAUGCAGAGGACACAUUGUUUUCUAGACAUGUAAAACCAAGAUUUUGGUGGAAGCUGCAGAAAUGGUUUCAAGUUGGUGAAGAGAAACAGUUUAUAAAGAAUCAGAAAAUUAUUGAUGAAAUGUUGUAUUCAGAAAUCAAAUCCAAAAGAGAAAUGCAAGGAGAACGAAAAUUCGACUUGCUAAAUAUCAUUAUGACUGAAGCAGGAAAUGGAGAAAAUCCAAUAGACUACGAGUUUUUGAGAGAUACAUCGAUUAAUCUACUUGCAGCCGGAAGAGACACUAUUAGCUCGGGCCUUACUUGGUUUUUCUGGUUGGUGGCAACACACCCUUUUGUUGAAGCCAAGAUUCUUGAAGAGAUCAAAGAAAAUUUACCAUCAAGAGAACAUAGUUGGAAAGAUUUAGGAGCAAAAGGGCUUAGCAAGUUAAUUUAUUUACAUGGAGCUUUAUGUGAAGCCUUGAGGCUUUAUCCUCCGGUUCCUUUAGAGCAUAAAUCAGCAUUAAAAUCUGAUGUGCUUCCUAGUGGGCAUAGGGUUAAACCAAAUACAAUGAUAGUGUAUUCUCUAUACUCGGUCGGAAGGGUCGAGGAAAUAUGGGGAGAAGAUUGUUUGAAAUUUAAACCAGAGAGGUGGAUUUCUAAGAAAGGAGGGAUAAUUCAUGUUCCCUCUUACAAGUUCAUUGCUUUCAAUGCUGGACCAAGGAGUUGUUUGGGUAAGGAUAUAAGCUUCAUUGAGAUGAAAAUGGUUGCUAUAGCAAUAUUGUUGAAUUAUCACAUUCAAGUGGUGGAAGAUCAUCCCAUAAUCCCAAGUCUUUCUGUUGUUUUACACAUGAAACAUGGCUUGAAGGUUAAUGUCAAAAAAAGAAGCAUUUAAUGAUCAAGAGAGAUCUUUUCAAAAUAACUGAACUAUGUUCGGAUAAUAUGUGUAAUUUUAUUUAUAUAUUUGAAUUCUCAAAUAAACACCAUGUGUGGUCAUGUUUGUUUGUUUCUCCAAUAUAAGAAUAUAUUAUCAGUGUUAUGUUUGGAUUGUAAUAAUAACUUGCUUGAUAUUCAUGUUUGUUUUAA
Medicago truncatula (barrel medic) is the source of this 1776-nucleotide messenger RNA. RefSeq names its product alkane hydroxylase MAH1. The record is from RefSeq and is a predicted model, not a curated record. The transcript has a single exon. The coding region runs from base 95 to 1585 and encodes 496 amino acids. Gene Ontology annotation, molecular function: monooxygenase activity; heme binding; iron ion binding. Lineage: Eukaryota; Viridiplantae; Streptophyta; Magnoliopsida; Fabales; Fabaceae.